AUGGCACCAGUUGCGGGGGACAAUAGUGGUAAUGUAGCAAAGGGACCUGGUGGAAGCAGUGCACAUGCAAUCACGAAGUUGAUGCGCGUAGCAGAGUCGCACCUCGCCAUGCUCGUAGCGUCCAACCCCACGAAACUGUCAGACGCAGCACAUCGAUACAGAGAGAAGAGAAGCCGACAUCCGCCCCCAGGCUUUGACAAAUGGUUUGCUUAUGCGAAGGCAAAAGAUGCGCUGGUACCUGAAACCUUCUUCGACCAGAUAUACCACGAUUUAGGUCCGUUUUGGGGAAUACCUGUAAACGAUGUGCAGCGCAGUGUACGUGGCUUCGGUCCCAAGGUUACAGUGCGCGGGGGAGUCGUUGACUCCGAUGUGAAGGGGUCCUAUGAGCGAGUGAACGGCCUGAUGGCUAUGCUUGAGGAGCUGAGGAAGGAGGGUGUGGAGGUGCCUGAUAUAAACCUUCCGCUCAAUGUCAACGAUGAGAUUGCUAUGCUAGUACCGUGGGAGACGAUGGAAACGGCGGUAGAGUUCGCGAGGACGUUCAUGCCUCCUCCGCAGGACGUCGUGGGUACUUUCACUGCACUGGAAGACGACGGUAUAGAAGAGGGUACUUUCGAUCCCGAAUGGCUCGACGAUCGCAUGCACCAUAAAGCUGGCAGGCCUUAUCUUGGUCUACGGCCACUGUGGUCUCUAGUAAAGCCUGCGUGCCCUCCGAAUUCGGCAACGGCGCAAGGAGACCUUAUGGCAGAUAUUUGGCAACCUGAGGGACACACGAAGGUUGAGCACAGUGUUGCCGCGCUGCUGCCCCUCAAAUUACCAGCAAAUUCAUCAGAGGGUUAUGUGGCGAACUGGACGGUGGCUAGCGAUAUAUGCGAGAGACCAGAAUUGCAAGGUCUGUAUGGGAAUUUCGUCGCGCCCAAGUCAAUGAGCGUGACUCAGAAGCUUUUCCCACUGUUCUCGGCUUCGAAGAUAUCCGGAUCGAACGAAAUCUUGCUUCCCACUUUCUCAUCGUUCAAUACCUCCACUACGGCUUCCCGGCUUCCAUGGAACGAAACAGAAACGAAGCUUCACUGGCGUGGGAGCGCCUCAGGAGGCACAUUUUCGAAAUUGAGCUGGCGGCGUAUGCAUCGGCAUAGGUUUGCGAGCAUGCUCAACGCGACGCACGUCGAGAUAGCAGAGGCCAUGUUGCAUGUUGGGAAUGAAACGGCCGUAGGGCUUGGGUAUGCGGGCAACUUCCGACUAUUGCCCGCAAACGCGUAUCAUUUGGAUACACAAAAAGGUGCGAGAAUGGCGGAGUGGGUGAGUGGAUGGGCGGACGUAGGCUUCACUGACUUGCAGUGCGAUGAGCCUGGUGAGGACGGCACUUGCCCGUAUACCGACGAAUUUUUCUCCGUGAAGGAAGAACCAGGCGAUGUGAAAGGUCAAUACAAGUACGCUGCGGUACUCGACGGUACCGCUGGCGAUGACGGCGGAGAGUUUGUGCAACGUCUUGUCGAGGGCAGAGUAGUCCUUAGAGCCAGCGUAUAUAAGCAGUGGUUCGAUGCUCGGCUUGUUCCUUGGCUACAUUUCGUGCCAUUGGAUAAUACCUUUGUCGACCUGUAUGGUAUUAUGGAGUACUUCCUCGGCACUGGUGUCCCAUCCUCACCUCAAACGUUCGCACACGCUCAUGUCGAACUUGAGAAGCAUGAGCAUCACUUUCAGACACCGCAUUGGGACGAGGAGGCCGAAAAGGUCGACGGCGGUGAAGAAGAUCAUGAGAAGCAUGGCAGGAGGUCGGUCGAUGUGCAAGAGGUACAAUCAGGCAGCGGCAAUGGACACGAUGCGCAAGCCCAAAGAAUCGCCGAAGCAGGCCAGCAGUGGGCACAUCAAGUCCUUAGAAGAGACGAUAUCUUGAUCUAUACGUAUCGCUUGUUGCUGGAAUACAGGCGCGUCGUGGAUGCGAAGCGGCAUACUAUGGGUUGGGUCGGCGAUUUGUUUGUGGAAGGAGAGCGGCGUGCCCUCGGUGGUGAUGAAAGGAGCAACCACGGCACAACCUCCUAG
Messenger RNA from Didymosphaeria variabile, 2037 nucleotides. RefSeq lists its product as uncharacterized. The record is from RefSeq and is a predicted model, not a curated record. Lineage: Eukaryota; Fungi; Ascomycota; Dothideomycetes; Pleosporales; Didymosphaeriaceae. The transcript has 2 exons. The coding region runs from base 1 to 2037 and encodes 678 amino acids.